Molecule: messenger RNA, 333 nt
Organism: Penaeus vannamei (Pacific white shrimp)
Lineage: Eukaryota; Metazoa; Arthropoda; Malacostraca; Decapoda; Penaeidae
Source: RefSeq, a predicted model, not a curated record
AUGCGCUUAUCACGUUUGAUUCAUGAAGUUUCUUCUCGCCUGCGCAGCGUGGAGCGGCCGCCGCCUGAGGACGAGGCCGUCGCGGGCGCCGCCGUCGGCCCCGAAGCCUCCGCCAGCGCCCCCGCCCGCGCCGCCGCCCCCAGCGAGGGCGCUGCCGCCGGCGGGGACGAGGGCGCCGCGGAGGCCAGCGAGGCCGCGACGGAGGCCAGCACCGAAGCGGCUCCGCAGAGAGUGUGGCAGUGCGCGGGGCCGAGGGCGAGGGGGGAGCCAAGGGCCAGGGCGGGGUCAAGGGUCAGGUGGCGGGAGGGAGUGAGCGCAGCGCGGAGAAUGUGA